AUGUUGCAAACAGCGAACUCGGAGGUCCCCAACGCUUCUCAAAUCACCAUUGAUGCGGCCAGUGGUUUACCAGCUGAUAAAGUUUUACCAAAUAUUACCAAUACCGAGAUAACAAUCUCUGAGUACAUUUUUUAUCGUAUUCUACAAUUAGGUGUUAGGUCUGUUUUUGGAGUUCCAGGCGAUUUCAAUUUAAGGUUUUUGGAACAUAUUUACGACGUACAUGGUUUAAAUUGGAUUGGCUGUUGUAACGAACUGAACGCAGCUUAUGCGGCAGAUGCUUACGCCAAGGCAUCUAAAAAAAUGGGUGUCCUCUUAACUACAUAUGGUGUUGGUGAGUUAUCUGCCUUAAAUGGUGUUGCUGGUGCCUAUACAGAAUUUGCGCCGGUGUUACACCUCGUUGGUACUAGUGCUCUCAAAUUCAAGAGGAACCCGAGAACGUUGAACUUACACCAUUUAGCAGGUGAUAAGAAAACUUUUAAGAAAAGUGACCAUUACAAAUACGAGAGAAUCGCUUCAGAAUUCUCUGUUGAUUCUGCAUCUAUAGAAGAUGAUCCAAUAGAAGGAUGUGAAAUGAUUGAUAGAGUCAUUUAUUCGACUUGGAGAGAAUCAAGGCCAGGGUACAUCUUUUUACCUUGUGAUUUGUCUGAAAUGAAGGUUGAUGCCCAAAGAUUGGCAAGCCCUAUUGAAUUGACUUACAGAUUCAACUCUCCUGUUUCUAGGGUUGAAGGGGUGGCAGAUCAGAUUCUUCAACUGAUAUAUCAAAACAAGAAUGUGUCUAUCAUUGUCGAUGGUUUUAUUCGGAAAUUUAGGAUGGAGAGUGAAUUUUACGACAUCAUGGAAAAGUUUGGUGAUAAAGUCAACAUUUUUUCAACAAUGUACGGUAAAGGACUGAUAGGGGAAGAGCAUCCUAGAUUUGUAGGAACUUAUUUUGGUAAAUAUGAGAAGGCGGUGGGUAAUUUACUAGAAGCUUCCGACUUGAUUAUACAUUUUGGUAAUUUUGAUCAUGAAUUAAAUAUGGGUGGAUUUACAUUUAACAUUCCGCAAGAAAAGUACAUUGACUUAUCCGCUCAAUACGUUGAUAUUACAGGAAACCUUGACGAGUCUAUCACAAUGAUGGAGGUACUGCCAGUUCUGGCGUCUAAGUUAGAUUCCUCACGGGUCAAUGUAGCAGACAAGUUUGAAAAGUUUGACAAGUACUAUGAAACUCCAGACUACCAAAGGGAAGCAUCGUUGCAAGAAACAGAUAUUAUGCAAUCCUUAAAUGAAAAUCUCACUGGUGAUGAUAUCCUCAUUGUUGAAACAUGCUCUUUCCUUUUUGCAGUGCCUGAUCUGAAGGUCAAACAGCAUACAAAUAUAAUUUUACAAGCAUAUUGGGCGUCUAUUGGUUAUGCAUUACCAGCGACUCUUGGUGCAUCUUUAGCCAUCCGGGAUUUCAAUCUAUCCGGAAAAGUAUAUACUAUCGAAGGUGAUGGUUCGGCACAAAUGAGUUUACAAGAAUUGUCAUCUAUGUUGAGGUACAACAUAGACGCCACAAUGAUCCUUUUAAACAAUUCGGGAUAUACCAUUGAGAGGGUCAUUGUUGGACCUCAUAGUAGUUACAAUGAUAUCAAUACCAACUGGCAGUGGACUGACUUGCUGCGAGCCUUUGGUGAUGUGGCUAAUGAGAAAUCUGUGUCAUAUACGAUUAAGGAACGUGAGCAAUUGCUAAAUAUCUUAAGUGAUCCGUCAUUUAAACACAACGGUAAGUUCAGGCUACUUGAAUGUGUUUUACCAAUGUUUGAUGUUCCAAAAAAACUUGGCCAGUUUACCGGUAAAAUUCCAGCAUAA
Molecule: messenger RNA, 1827 nt
Organism: Pichia kudriavzevii
Lineage: Eukaryota; Fungi; Ascomycota; Pichiomycetes; Pichiales; Pichiaceae
Exons: 1
Coding region: 1-1827 (608 amino acids)
Molecular function (GO): carboxy-lyase activity; magnesium ion binding; thiamine pyrophosphate binding
Source: RefSeq, a predicted model, not a curated record